AUGGCAGUACCAUCAAUGCAGGACCUGGUCAAGGAGAGGAAAUACCCCUUCAUCUUAGCUUUCUUCAUCUUGCUCAUCGCCGUUACUUUUUUCCUCAUUUCCAACUCUCAAUCCCCAAUCUACAUCCCUUCCUCCAAUGACAUCCCUUCUGAUUCCCUUAAAUCAGAGUCCGAUUCACUCAUUUUACAACCCCCUCCCAAUACUACCACUCCCAGCUCCCCGCCGCCGACAUGGACUGACACGGUGGUGACUGCUGCCCCACCACCGCCGCCGCCGCUUCCGCCUCCUCCUCCGCCUCCGCCGCGCGAUGAUGCAAGGGUUCCGAUCAAUGAUUCGAUCGCUAGUUCUCCCUCUGGUGCGGGUGUUGAUUUCGAGUGGAAGCUCUGUGGCGUUGCUGGGGCUGUGGACUAUAUACCCUGUCUUGAUAACUGGAACGCCAUAAAGGCCUUGAAAUCGAGGAGGCACAUGGAACACAGAGAAAGACAUUGCCCCGACCCAGCUCCAAGGUGUUUGGUCCCUUUGCCUCCAGGUUAUAAGCUUCCAGUUCCUUGGCCUAAGAGCAGGGACACGAUAUGGUAUAACAAUGUUCCACACCCAAAGCUGGUUGAGUACAAGAAGGUCCAACAUUGGGUGGUCAAAUCCGGUGAUUAUUUUAUUUUUCCUGGUGGUGGCACCCAAUUUAAGAAUGGAGUUGAUCAUUACGUUGAGGCCAUCAAGAAGACUUUACCAAGUAUUGGUUGGGGAAAGCACACUCGGGUUGUUUUAGAUGUAGGCUGCGGUGUUGCUAGCUUUGGAGGUUACCUGCUGAAAAAAGAUGUACUAACCAUGUCAUUUGCCCCGAAGGAUGAACAUGAAGCUCAAAUACAAUUUGCUCUCGAAAGAGGAAUCCCUGCUACUCUGUCAGUUAUUGGGACCCAAAGGUUGCCGUUUCCUGAUAAUGUGUAUGAUCUGAUCCAUUGUGCGAGAUGCAGGGUUCACUGGGAUGCAGAUGGUGGAAAACCUUUAAUGGAGCUGAACAGGAUUCUCAGGCCUGGAGGAUACUUUAUUUGGUCUGCUACACCAGUUUAUCGCCCUGAGGAAAGAGAUCAAAAUGUUUGGAAAGCGAUGGUUGCACUUACUGAAGCAUUGUGCUGGAAGACGGUGACCAAAACCUUUUUUGAUUCAGCAGGGGUUGGUCUUGUUAUAUAUCAAAAGCCUAUUUCAUCUUCUUGCUAUCAAAAUCGGAAGGAAAAUAAUCCGCCUUUGUGUGAGCAGCACAAUAGACCUAACAGUUCAUGGUAUGUGCCUCUGGAGGGAUGCCUACCCUCUCUUCCACCAACGGGCAAUGAUGGUUCCAACUGGCCGGCACCCUGGCCUAAAAGGUUGAACAAUAAACCAACAAGCUUAUCCAGUGAAGGAGAUGCUUUGGAAAUCUUCAAUGAGGACACAAAGCAUUGGUCUGGCCUUGUCUCGGAAAUUUACCUUGGUGGUCUUCCAUUUAACUGGUCGAGGGUGAGAAAUGUAAUGGACAUGAAUGCUGGUUACGGAGGGUUUGCUGCAGCUCUCAUUGAUAAACCCUUGUGGGUAAUGAAUGUUGUCCCAAUCGACGGGCCAGAUACGCUCUCUGUAAUCUUUGAUAGGGGGCUAAUAGGAGUAUACCAUGAUUGGUGCGAGUCAUUCAACACAUAUCCUAGAACGUAUGAUCUUUUGCAUUCUAGUUUCCUCUUCAAAAACUUAACUCAGAGAUGUGACAUUGUGGAUGUCGUUGUGGAGAUCGACCGAGUAUUAAGACCGGGGGGUAUACUUUUCGUCCAGGACAACACAGAGAUGAUGAAUAAGCUCUUUUCAAUUUUGGAAUCACUUCAUUGGUCAGUGUCUAUUUAUCAAGAACAGUUUCUUGUUGGGGAGAAAGGCUUUUGGCGCCCUGAUAAGAAGAUUAAAAUAUGA
Oldenlandia corymbosa var. corymbosa is the source of this 1926-nucleotide messenger RNA. The record is from the annotation of a GenBank genome assembly. NCBI's taxonomy places the organism in Eukaryota, Viridiplantae, Streptophyta, Magnoliopsida, Gentianales, Rubiaceae.